Lontra canadensis (Northern American river otter) is the source of this 1386-nucleotide messenger RNA. It is a transcript of the gene SBK2, whose product is annotated as SH3 domain binding kinase family member 2. NCBI's taxonomy places the organism in Eukaryota, Metazoa, Chordata, Mammalia, Carnivora, Mustelidae. The record is from RefSeq and is a predicted model, not a curated record. Gene Ontology annotation, molecular function: protein serine/threonine kinase activity; ATP binding. The coding region runs from base 34 to 1083 and encodes 349 amino acids. Gene Ontology annotation, biological process: peptidyl-serine phosphorylation; peptidyl-threonine phosphorylation. The transcript is spliced from 3 exons.
UCUGGGUCACUGUCUCUACUCUGCCCUGCAGAGAUGCCCGGCAAACAGUCAGAUGAGGAACAGGUGGAGGCAGGGGCUGCCGAAAAUGUAGCUGAGGAGGACCUAGGGGGCCUCACGGCAGAGGAGCUCCGGCAGGGCCAGGAGGCAGCCCUGGAGCUAGAGGACAUGAUGGCGCUAAGUGCGCAGACCCUGGUCCGGGCCGAGGUGGACGAGCUUUACCAGCAAGUGCGUUCCCUGGGCCAGGGCCGCUUUGGCCGGGUCCUGCUGGUCACCCAUCGUCAGAAAGGCACGACCCUGGCGUUGAAACAGCUCCCGAAGGCGUCCACUUCCCUCCGUGGCUUCCUGUAUGAGUUCUGCGUGGGCCUCUCGCUGGGCACGCACCCAGCCAUAGUCACGGCCUACGGCAUUGGCAUCGAGUCGGCCGACUCCUACAGCUUCCUGACAGAGCCCGUCCUGUAUGGGGACCUCAUCACCUUCAUCCAGCCCAAGGUGGGCCUCCCGCAGCCGGCAGUCCAGCGCUGUGCGGCCCAGCUGGCCUCGGCCCUGGAGCACAUCCACUCCCGGGGCCUGGUGUACCGGGACAUCAAGCCCGAGAACGUGCUGGUGUGUGACCCGGCCUGCCAGCGGGUCAAGCUCACCGACUUCGGCCACACGAGGCCGCGUGGGACGCUGCUGCGCUUGACCGGGCCGCCCAUCCCUUACACGGCCCCUGAGCUCUGCUGCCCUCCGCCCCUGCCCGAGGGCCUGCCCAUCCAGCCUGCCCUGGACGCCUGGGCGCUGGGGGUCCUGCUGUUCUGCCUGCUCACCGGCUACUUCCCCUGGGACCAACCCCUGGCUGAGGCCGACCCCUUCUACGAGGACUUCCUCAUCUGGCGGGCGUCUAGCCAGCCCGACGACCGUCCUCAGCCCUGGUUCGGCCUGACACCCGUGGCCGACAGUCUCCUGUGGGGACUGCUGGACCCUCACCCCCGGAAGAGGAGCCCCGUGAGCUCCGUCCGGGACUACCUGGGGCGUCCCUGGAGGCAGCAGGAGGGGGAAGCUGAAGAGGUGGAGGAGGGGGAUGUCGAGGAGGAUGGAGAGUGAGGGGGGCAGCCCAAGCCCACGUUGCCUGCGGAGAUACGGGAAGGGAACCGCGUGCCCGUGUCCUGAGGCUGCCUCCACCUUCUUGUGCUGGCUUUUGGCUUCUCUUUUACCCGUUUCCCUCUUCCUUUCUUCCUUACCUCCCACAUUGCCAUCCUUCCUGUGGCCUAGGGGGCCCCUGAGACAGCUGCAUGCCUGUCCCACCAUCGCCGUCCCCCAGGGCUUUGGCACCUGCUGUCCCCCCUGCCCGAGGUCCUGUGGCUCCUUCCCUCGCCUCCCGCACACCCUGGGUGCUUCAGCUGCCCU